This is a messenger RNA of Exophiala mesophila, 3338 nucleotides long. RefSeq lists its product as uncharacterized. Gene Ontology annotation, cellular component: Golgi apparatus; early endosome; membrane. Lineage: Eukaryota; Fungi; Ascomycota; Eurotiomycetes; Chaetothyriales; Herpotrichiellaceae. Bases 352 to 3123 code for a protein of 923 amino acids. Gene Ontology annotation, biological process: chloride transport; transmembrane transport. The record is from RefSeq and is a predicted model, not a curated record. Gene Ontology annotation, molecular function: voltage-gated chloride channel activity. The transcript has a single exon.
CUCAUCCUCGCUCUCCCUUGCUUGACAUCCCUCCUUGCCUUUUAACUUUUAUACACGUUCCACACCCACCUCUUAUCCCGUUUUUUUGUCCCGCCCCUACCGACCCGUUCCCCAUGACUUGAACCCUAAACGCCUAAACACCGCCAAAACACUUCCUCUACCACAUCAUCCCACGACUUCGAGUGCACUCUUGCACGUUUCAUGGGCAGUUGACGCCCGACCUCGGGCGGCAUCUGCCUGACUCAGCCUUGUUGAACCCUCCCUACGUCGAUCAGCUGGUCCUCUCGAUCAUCAUCCUCUACAAAAAGUCCUCGUCUUUCCCAACCAACUGAACCUACAACUCCUCUCACGAUGCCCAAGUCGUACGUUUCUUUUCAAGACGUCAGCGACCAUGAUGACCCAGGGUUCAUCCCUCAUUCGAAUCCUCGCAAUUCCUCCUCCUCCUCCUCCCCCGAUUACCACAGAAGAGCAGAACAACCCUCGAUGUCCUCCAGUGAAGUCAGGUCGAGACUCCCACCCUCGCUCAAGAUGACUCCAGCGCAGAAUACCACCGAGCAUACCCCUCUCUUAAGUCCUACUCAAUCAUAUCGUCAUCGAAUAUAUACGGAUAGUAUGCCAGAGUCACCCCGUUCUCGACAACUUUCAAGAGUCAACAGUGCUUCAGGCAGCCUCCGCCGGCGGAGGAGUCAUAGCAGACGUCUGUCUGGGCAACUGAGCCCACUGUGGACUCGCAAGUCGGGGUUAAGAACACCAAAAUUGUCACAGUCCUUACUGGGCGCUCUGUCCACCGAGGAUCGCCUGUGGUACGAUCAGUUCACUUCUACAGAUUGGGUUCACGACAGUAUUGCGGAUGGUUACAGAAUUCUUGAAUUGAGAAAGAAGAAGGGCUUUCGCGGCCGAGUUGGCUUGCUGCUGGACUCUGCUCAAGGCUGGACCUUGGUCGCAAUUAUCGGUGUCAUUACCGCUCUCAUGGCCUACUUCGUGGAUGUCACCGAAUCGACCAUUUUCGACCUCAAGCGUGGUUAUUGUCAAGAUGGCUGGUAUUUAAGCCGCACCGACUGUUGCAACGGCGAGCGGACCUGUGAUCGGUGGCAGACAUGGUCCGAAGCCAUUCACCCGUCGGGGGUAUCGAGCGUCUCGGUCGAGUAUCUUGCCUUCAUUAUUGGCUCCAUGGUCUUUGCCGCUUUGUCCUGUUUUCUCACCCUUUACUCGAAAACUGUGGUCCCUUCCCAAAUCGCUGCCACCUUUGACGAAGAUCUAGCUGCCAUCAGGGCAUCGAUAACUCCGGAAGCCGAUGAUGACAAGGGCAAUUCCGUUCAACCACUUGCCGGAAACGAACUUCUUCCAGCAAAUAUUUACUACUCGGCGGCAGGCAGCGGAGUGGCCGAGGUCAAGGUCAUUCUGAGUGGUUUCGUCCUCCAUGGAUACCUCGGUUUGCGGGUGUUAGUCCUCAAGACUGUCGCUCUUAUUCUCAGUGUGGCUUCUGGAAUGAGCCUGGGGAAGGAAGGACCGUAUGUUCACAUUGCAACCUGUGUUGGCAAUAUUGCAUGCCGUUUGUUCUCCAAAUAUAACCUCAACGACGGUAAACGGAGAGAAGUUUUAUCCGCCAGCGCUGCUAGUGGUGUCGCCGUCGCCUUUGGAUCUCCCCUUGGGGGCGUCCUCUUCAGCCUGGAAGAGGUCAGCUACUAUUUUCCACCCAAGACCUUGUUUCGCACGUUUUUCUGCUGCAUUGCCGCAGCUCUGACUCUCAAGUUCCUCAAUCCAUAUGGCACUUCGAAAAUUGUCCUCUUUGAGGUCCGUUAUGUCACCGAUUGGCAGGUCUUUGAGCUCUUCAACUUUGCAUUCCUAGGUUUCGCCGGUGGUUUGGCAGGUGCCUUGUUCAUCAAAGCCUCGAGGAUUUGGGCCACUACCUUCCGCCGUGUCAAAUUCAUCAAAUCAUAUCCCAUAAUAGAGGUCCUCUUGGUGGCACUUGUCACGGGCAUCAUAAGCUUCUGGAAUCGUUACACCCGCCUUGCCGUUACCGAAUUACUCUUGGAGCUCGCCAGCCCUUGCAACAAUCAGACGAAUGACGGCCUCUGCCCCACUGAAGACCAGAUAGUUUCCGUCAUUGGUUACUUGAGCGUCGCAUUCGUGAUCAAGGCAUUUCUAACUACCAUCACUUUUGGUAUCAAAGUUCCUGCAGGCAUUUAUGUCCCUUCCAUGGUUGUCGGGGGUCUGAUGGGCAGGAUUGUUGGUCAUAUCACUCAAUUCAUGGUUGUCAGAUACCCCACGUUCUUCCUCUGGAAUGGUUGUCAAUCGUCGGAUGACAUGGAAGCUUGUGUCACCCCUGGCGUUUAUGCUCUCGUGGCUGCUGGAGCUACUAUGUGUGGUGUCACUCGACUUUCAGUCACCCUAGCUGUCAUCUUAUUUGAAUUGACGGGAAGUCUGGAUCAUGUUCUCCCAUUCUCGCUUGCUGUCCUUUGUGCCAAGUGGACUGCUGAUGCUGUGGAACCAUUGAGCAUCUACGACCUCCUCACCGACAUGAAUGCAUAUCCUUUCCUGGACAACAAAAGUAGCCCCGUCUUUGACUCGGAAUUGGGCGACAUCAUUCCUCGGUUCCGACGAGACAAGGUGAUUGAUAUUACUAUAUCUCCGGCGGUCAAAGCCAGCGAAUUGCGGUCCAAACUUCGUCGAUUACAAAAUCUAGGGGAGCUCGACGGCGGCUUACCCAUUCUUCGCGAAAAGAUUCUCGUAGGACUGAUUCCCGCACCGGACUUGGAAUUUGCUCUGGAUCGGGUGGAAAAUGAGGAUACAGCGCUUUGCAUUUUAUCUGCUGCCGAUCGGAACCACGCCACGCAUCACAACUACUGGGCUGCCUUUGAUGAGACCGGAUAUGACUCUGGCCGGGAGGAUUCUGACGAUGACGAUCGCCCUGACGAGGAUCCGGUCGAUUUGACGUCGUACAUAGAUCCGGCACCCGUGGCCCUCGACUCGCAUUCACCUAUGAACCUGGUUUAUCAGUGUUUUGUGAAAUUGGGAUUGAGAUAUAUCUGCGUUUUGGAAGAAGGGGAAUACAAGGGCAUGUUGCAUAAAAAGGCAUUUGUGCGAUAUGUCAAGACUUUGGAGGCUACAGGACACGCCUGAGCUGGAAGGCAUUCAAUCAUGGAAUGUCUCAGGGGUGCAUUGGUGGUUUGUUUCCACUUUGGCAUAGCGUUGGGAGUUUUGCAUAGGUGUCGGGUAUCAGGAUACCAGGAUAUCAGGGGCAUAUCAUUACUGCAAUGAUUUUCACCCAAAACUGGAUGAAUGUUACUAUUUUUAUUGCACAUGAUGGUUUCUCACGUAAGCAUGCCUCAUCAUUC